UAAUUACUUAAUUGGUUAAUUUGGUUUGAUUGGUUAGCAGUGCCUGAACCAAAGCAAACCACCUAAAUCAAACAAGCUAAAAAGUUCAACCAAAGCAAACCAAUUAUCCAAAUUAAUCAAACUAAAUUAUCCAAAUACUACCGGUUGAAACGAUUACAUGAUAAGCUCUCCCUUUGAACCCACCCUACAAGAGGGGAAACCAAAAUCCUUCUCCAGCAAUCCCUCUGGUGAGGGUAUCACCAACUUCCAUGUUCAUGACAUUCCUACAGAAAAGCAAAGAGAAAAAGUUCAUCAGUCAGCCCACCCAGCCACCAUUUCCUGGCCUUUCCACCCUUGAAACCCACAUAUCCCCCACCACACCACCACCUUCCUUUCCAGCUUCUUUUUGUUCCCAUAUGUAUAUUUCUGUAAUUAUUUCUGCAAUAUUUGUUUAAUUAUCCCAAUCAACUUGUUGUCUUCGUAUAUGGGAUGGUGGUGGUGAUUGAAUUCCUGCCUGUAAAGACAAUACAUUAUAUGCACACAGACAUAGCCGCAGCAGCCAUCAAACUCCUCUGAUGAUGUUAGCGAUUCCUCCUGGAAAGUGAUAUCACCAGGAUCCAGCUCUGCUCAUUUUUCCUUUUUGUAUUAUUGUUUUCUAAAAUGUAUUUUUGUGAUUAUUAGUUUUUGUUUUGAGGUGGGUGGGGUGGGUUGUUUUAUAAUUUAAAGGGGGUUGUAUGUUAAUUCUCAAGGGGCCAUUGAAAGGAAAAGCCAGCAGAAACAGACACAAAGAAAAACCCCAAGCUCUCUCAUCAUAAUUCCAGGAGGAGAGGAGAGGAGAGGAGAUCUCUCUCUUUCUAUAUCCCAAGCACUGGACGAAAGCGCUCUGCAUGUCCUUUCUUUGAUUUUCUUUCCUCUGCUAUUGGUGGGAUAUCUAUUCAUUCUUCAGCAUCAGAACACAACUGCAGAAUCUCAGGAAAGAAGCUAUAAAGAGGCGGUUCUCUCUGAAACCUCUUAAACCCAGGUCAGGAAUCCCCCUUUUUCUGCUGUUCAACCCGUUUCUUUCUUCUUUGCUUUUGUUAUCUCUCUGUUAUUCGCUGAAUUUGAUAUACUGAUACAACAGGAUCAGAAAGAUUCUAACCUUUUCAGCUUCUUUUCUCUCUGACCCACCAGAUAUCUCGGAUUGGGGAAAUUACGAAUUCCAGGCCCAAAGUUCGAUUCUUUUUCGUGAACCCCCUUCCCCCUUCUUCUCCCCUGAAAGAUUGGUGGUUUCUGAUCCAGCAAAAGGUAGAUUCCUCUUGCCUUACCGAUUCCCCGCCUCUGUUUUUCCGUGUCUAUAUAUUGAUGCUGAUGUAUAUAAAUUGGUUCAGUAAAUUGGUCGAAUGGGUGGUAGGCAUGACUCGGAUUGGCAAGGGAACGGGGUGUGGAGAUCUCUGAGGGACGGGGAUUACGACGAGCAAGAUGUUUGGGAUGUGUUGCGGCAGAGUAAAACCAAUUCCAUGGACCAGUACUCUGAUCCUCCCCCUUCUUCUCUCCCCUACAGAAACUUCCCCUCCGCCGCCAGAAUGAUCCCAAUUGGCGGCGGAAGUAGCAGCAGCGACAACGAGGCGGGCGCCGUAAAGGUGUUGGUACAGCAGUCAGCCCCCGUCAACAUCCCUGACUGGUCCAAGAUUAGCGGCCAAAAGCAGUGGCCCAGGAAAAGCUCCAAGAAGCCCACCAAUGCGUGGAUGGGCUCCGAUGAUGAUGACGACGACGAUGAGGAUGAAGAAUGUGGUGACGAUGGUGAUGACGUGGAGGAGUACGGUAUCAACCAUAUGGAGCCGCCGCACGAGAUGAUUUCGAGGAGGAUGGCGAUGACCCAGAUUUCGUCCUUCUCUGUGUUGGAAGGUGUUGGGAGGAAGCUGAAAGGGAGGGACCUUAGCAAAGUCAGGAACGCCAUUUUGACCAGAACAGGGUUUCUUGAAUCCCCCUGAAAUCAAUGAAUCUGAUUUAUUCUUUUGCCGAUUCGGGUGGAUUUUGCACAAUCUUUUUGUGGCGGUUGGUGUCAAAAAUUGUAGAUUUGGGUGGGGCUUUAAUGGCUGUUUAGGAUAUCUAGCUAGCUAGCAAGGCAGUUACUGGUUAGCUGUUUCUGGUCAGGAUUCAUCAUCAUAUGGCUUCUUCUUUUACUCUUGUUCGAGUCUCUCUAUUAUGGGAUUUCAUAUUUCUGUUUCUGUCUUUUGGGGUGAUUGAUGCCUAUGUGUAUAACUGUAUAUACAUCUCAAUUCUUCAUAAGGUAAAAAAUCUUCAACUUGGCAUUUCAUUCACUUUAUAAAUGGCUAAAUUACAC
Messenger RNA from Linum trigynum, 2302 nucleotides. NCBI's taxonomy places the organism in Eukaryota, Viridiplantae, Streptophyta, Magnoliopsida, Malpighiales, Linaceae. The record is from the annotation of a GenBank genome assembly.